UCCCGAUCUCCCAGAGUACUUCCUGCAGAGCCACUCUAGGCGGUUACCUCCGGUGGCUGUGGUUUGUGCCGCAGCCGCUCUAGGCAGCAGGAGCUGGCUCUAUGACCUGGCGGGGCCUGCCGGUGGGACGGCGCCCGCCAGUGGGACGGUGCCCGGGGGCGACAGCCGGGUGGCAGAGAGGAGAGUCCCCGGGGCGGCCCGAGGAGGCUCCGUCCGCGCAAGCCUUCAUUAGGAGGCUCGAGGCAGAGCCCGUCGCGCCCGUACCCCUGCGGAGGCCCGGCGGCGGCGCAGCAGUAUUUGGCAACCCACCAGUGGACUUUCACACACAUACUUUGGGAAACUCAAGAGGGGGAAGCUGCUCUGUACUACUUUAGAAUUACUGCAAAAAAAGACCCCUUUGCCAGCAAGCUUAGAGAGGCAUAUUUUUCUUUAAAUCCCAACGAACUGUAUUCUAUAAAUAUUGUGAAGUGUCUGUUGGGUCUUCACAUCAAAGUGGUUUUGUGAAGAAAUGGCGUCCAGCAUUGGAAGUGAAAAGAGUGUGAAUCCUGUGCUCAGAAUAAGUCAACUUGAUGCUCUUGAACUAAACAAAGCCCUGGAACAACUAGUGUGGUCCCAGUUUACCAGCUGUUUUCAUGGAUUUAAACCAGGCGUGUUGGCUCAUUUUGAACCAGAAGUAAAAGCAUUUUUAUGGCUUGUAUUAUGGAGAUUCACUAUCUAUUCCAAGAAUGCAACUGUGGGACAGGCUAUUCUGAAUAUUCAUUACAAGAAUAACUUAUCUCAGACAGAGAAAUACCAACCUCUGAGCAAACACCAGAAGUUAUGGUAUCUUAUUUUCACUGUUGGUGGAAGGUGGUUGGAAGAAAGAUGUUAUGAUUUAUUUAGCAAUCGUCAACUGCAAUCUUUCUGCAAAAUUAAGAGUUAUAUUAACUUUGGAGCUGGACUUCUUAAACUCUGUGGACUUCUAAAUUUUCUGAUUUUUCUUCAGAAAGGAACAUUUGCAACGCUUACAGAACGCAUUCUAGGAAUUAGGUCAGUUUUUUGCAAGCCGCAAAGUGUUCGGCAGGUAGGAUUUGAAUACAUGAACAGGGAGCUCUUAUGGCAUGGCUUUGCUGAAUUUCUGAUCUAUCUGCUACCUCUUAUUAAUGUACAGAAACUAAAACUUAAAAUUUCUUCUUGGUGUUUGCCUAUUGCAGGUCUUCCCAAUAGUGAAAACACAUUAGCAGCUCACUGCAAGGAAUGUUCACUAUGUGGGGAAUGGCCUACCAUGCCUCAUACCAUAGGCUGUUUGCAUGUUUUUUGUUACUACUGUAUUAAAAGUAACUGUUUAUUUGAUAUGUAUUUUACAUGUCCUAAAUGUGGGUCAGAGGUACACAGUCUUCAGCCACUGAAAUAUAAAAUUGAAAUGACAGAAUUGCAUGCCUGAUAUGAGGUUGCUUUGUUUUUAUACUGUACAUGAAAUAUUAUGUUGAAGAGAUUAAUGGAAAAAUUUAGAAAUUAUUGUAAACAGAAAGCUUAAAGAUGGGUUUGGAGACCCUGUAAUUUGUUGUAACAUAUGUCUUUACUGGUCUUAUUUUUUUAAUGAGUAACAGUGCCAACUUGCCUCUCUGAAGGAAAGAAAAGGAAGGAGUUCACCAGCUCUUCUAUUCUGUCAGGCUACUUGAUACCAGUUUGGUACCCCUAUCUUGUCAAGUCAUUCCUUCUUAGAUCUAGAGUCUGUCAGCCUACCACUUCCUAACUGCGUGCUAUAUACUUCCCUCAAAGAUAAAGAAGAUGUCCAGUAAGUUUUUACCCAUUUUGUGGAUUUUCUCAAGCUUGUUGUAAAAGCUUCUGCCAUUACCAACUUAGCUAGUAGAUGGAUUUAGUGGGAAAGUCAUCCUUGUUCAUGCCUAAAGAAUAAUUUUAAAUUUGAGUAUUUUGAAUUUGAGUUCCCAGUGUGAUGUUCCACUGCAGAAAGGAAAGGUGUAAGAUGAAUUGUCAUCUGAGCAGAUUAUUAAUAGUUUUCAUCAUAAUCAGCCACCAUAACAGGACAUACUCUUUCUCUAACUCAGAAUUGCUUUCUUAUCAAUAGACCAUAGGCUUUAAGUGAUCCAUCUGGUAGACAGAUAGAUACUCUGUAGUUAACAUGUGCCUACAGGAGAUAAAAUCACUUCCUGUGCAAAUACAGUGCACCUUCUAGACCUUCAUGAGAUGACUGAACUCAUUUACUCGGUCAGCUAUAUAUCUGUGAUCUUCAGUGACGUAUACGUGACUUCCUCCCACUUCUUCCCUAUAAAGCUGAGGGAUGCAGUUCAUCCAUUGGAAUGUGGCAGCUGCCCAAGGUAACCCACAUUAUUCUGAGUCAGAGACACUGGAGAAAACUGUUUACUCGCAAGAUGCUGUCUUUGGGACUUGCCACACUUCUUUUUUUUUGGUGUGGUUGAAGUGUGUUCCAAACCUCACUAAUGGCUCACUACCACACAGAAAAAUGAUCAAACACAGUUAUGUGCAUGUAGACAUUAAAAAAAAAAAGGUAACUCUUCUUGGUUUUUACUAUUAUUAUUUGCUUUCUCUGUUGGCUUUGCAAUAUUUUUAUUAUUACCCUUUUUAACACUUUAUCCAUUUAUUCUCUGACCUGGUUUUAUAAGACUUACAUUUUUUUAAAAAAAUUGCGGUCCUUUUUUUAAUAGUAAGUCUCACCCAGAAAUAUCUCAUUAACGCAAAAAUACAUUGCAUCCUUUUUUGGCUCUUAAAUCAAAUUUUCAUAAACUUAUACAGUUAAAUUGAGUAAAUUACUUUAUGGUGGCUGUGUUCUUGAUUGGUUAUCAUGAAUAAUCAGUCCCAAAAAUAGUAUGGUAACAGCUGAUCCAAUAUCUUUCAUCUACUUUUAUGAAAUGGUUUAUUACAUUCUUCAGUGUCUGAUUAAAACAACCCACCAGCCUAUUUGUUUGAAGGCCUUAAAUUCUAGGUUUUGAUCUUUAGAGUGACAGACAGCGCUUUCAUCUGAUGCAAUUAAAUACAGUUAGCGGGUUUGUAAGUAUCUUUGGGCAGCCCAAAACUUCAUUAAUUCUGCUACUGUUCUGUGAGUCAACAGAGACUUCAGAGCAACUGCUUCCAGAUACUGUGCUGCAACGCAUUAUUUGCCAUCAAAUGUGUGUAACAGCAGCCUGCCAAAUUUGUUAUUUGCUGUUGCAAUUUGAACCAGCAGGUACAAAUCUGUCUUUAUUGGAAGUAUCGAAAUGGGCAAGUCUGUUGGAGAAUAUUCUGGAAUCACUUGCUGGUGCUGAAGUGAUUCUGUGUGAAUUGUCUUUCCACAUCACUUAAUAGCUCUUUCCAAAGAAAUGUAUUAGCAACCCUGACUUUGACAUGGUCUAAAGUCCCCAGAAAGGAUCAUCAGCAUUUCUGCUACCUCUCUCUAACUAUCUUAAUUAAGAUUUUUACGUGUCCAAAAUCCAGUGUUUGUAGUUUAUAAUCAUAGCAGACCUUUGUUUCCUGUGGACACUUCCUUCUGAAGUCACAGUGCAGUAUUGUGUCAAAAGAGCAUGGAUUUUCUAUAUUGGACUCUGUUAGGUGUCAAGUUCUUCUUACGUAGGAGUUAACUUUCUUGUUUAGAAGUUUCUUUUUCCUGAAUAUUAAAGAAUGUUGUCUUUCUUUUUCAUUCCACCUCUCUCUGUCCUGCUGUUUUGAUUUACCUAAGCUGUAUGAAUUUCCUGAGGUUUGUUUUGUCUUGCAGCUUCAUGCAGGUGAAAUCCUAGUAAAAUGUGUACUGUUUUUCAUCCCUGUUACAGUAUCAGUAAGAAACCAAUUUCCAGAAGUUUUGUACCUCUGUUGAACAACUAUUUUCUGGUGGCUGUGCCAUAUUGCACUUGGCUUCCCUGUUUUUCUUCUGGAAUUGAACUUUUGAUACUUAACUUACGUUGGCUUAUUAUACCAAAGCAUUGGCCUACUACUGUAGUACCUCAUCAUCAGCGUGUUAGGUUUGUAGCUCGUAGCACUGACCAAGUUUGUAAAGUCUAUGUCUUAUGGCAUAAAUAAACAGUUUGCAUUACCCUGAGAUCCUAGAUUCUAAGGUGUGGCUUUAACUCUUUUAUUUUGCAUGCAAGUAAGCAGGUACCAUGCAUAUCACAGAAAAGAAGGUUUGGGAAGGAAGUUGUUCCUUCUGUCAGAUACAGAAUUUUAUCUUUUUGUUUUUUUAAUCUACCAUGUGGUGAAACCUUCGCUCAGUUGUAGUCACAACUCAGAUUGAUGAGACCAAGGUUUCAACUUGCAUAUUGGAAAAACUACUUGCUGCCAGGUUAGCUUUUUAGGACUCCAAGGUCAAUCCUCAGCAGCUUCCUUAUAGCAUUGUUAAAUUAAAAAAUAUACCUUUUUUUAUAUUGUAAUUCUGUUUUGUUGUGUCUUGUGAGAUACAAACUGCAGAGAAGUCUUACUUGAAGAUAUUACAGAAGAGAAAUAGAUAAUUUGUAGACUAAUCAAAGGAUAAUUAAUUUCACGUACUAAUUGCAUUGAUAAUUUGUCCUCAUAAGCAUUAUAUUUUCAGGUUAAAACUCUUACUGUAACAAAGGACUAAGAUACAUCUGGUGAUGCUUCCUGCAGUAGAGGGAAUAAAAUUUAUUUUGGAAUGUUAA
Molecule: messenger RNA, 4604 nt
Organism: Aquila chrysaetos chrysaetos
Lineage: Eukaryota; Metazoa; Chordata; Aves; Accipitriformes; Accipitridae
Gene: PEX2
Product: peroxisomal biogenesis factor 2
Exons: 3
Coding region: 509-1423 (304 amino acids)
Biological process (GO): protein import into peroxisome matrix
Cellular component (GO): peroxisomal membrane
Molecular function (GO): zinc ion binding
Source: RefSeq, a predicted model, not a curated record